Messenger RNA from Metarhizium brunneum ARSEF 3297, 561 nucleotides. NCBI's taxonomy places the organism in Eukaryota, Fungi, Ascomycota, Sordariomycetes, Hypocreales, Clavicipitaceae. The record is from RefSeq and is a predicted model, not a curated record.
AUGUCGGCCCCAUUCCCCAAUCUUUACACGCAUAGAAAGGUGGCCGAAAGCGCAGCCAAAACUUGUGACGUUUGCUACAAGCCAAGCACUUCUGUUCUUAUUACGCCAGACAAGAAGAUUGACGAAGCCGCACUCAAGGCCAAGCGCGAGAAGGAAAUAGCUGAGGAGACCGAGAAGCUAAAGAAGGAAUACGAGGAACGUCAACGCAAAAAGAAAGAAAAGGAGUCAAAAGAUAAAGACAAAAAAGACAACAAGGAAAAGGACAAGGACACUGAUAAGAAGGAUAGCAAAGACGAGGAAAAGGUGGCUGAUCAGUCGGCUCAAAACUCCAAGGACGAUGGAUCCGGCAUACCAAACGAAGAGCCUCGUGUCUUUGAACUCAAGAGGUUUGAACUCUGGUUGGCCUCUGUUUCAUGUAUCUAUCGCGCUAACCAUGUCAGUGCAUUCUACCAACAACGGCUUCAAAGAAAACGACAGGUUGAAGCUGCAAAGAGAGAUCGAGAGCGGGUCUCCCAACCUGGAUACUUUCCAUCUGUUCCAUCUGCUCCCCCCGCCAAAUAA